This is a messenger RNA of Rotaria sp. Silwood2, 4491 nucleotides long. NCBI's taxonomy places the organism in Eukaryota, Metazoa, Rotifera, Eurotatoria, Philodinida, Philodinidae. The record is from the annotation of a GenBank genome assembly.
AUGCUCCAGCAACGACAACAACAUCGAUUUCCACCAAUUACAAAACAGCCUCGUUUUACACUUUUGAAAGAUGUUACACAACAACCAUAUCAAAUUGGUAUGGUUCGAUAUUAUCCUAAUAAGAGUAAAAACACUCUAAAAAAUAAUACUGGAACAGAUAAUGAUGAUAGUGAUUAUGAUGUUCCAGAUCCAGGUGGUGAAGUAGUUGAAAGAAAUAGAAAAGAUCGUGAACAACGUACGGCUGAUUAUACAAAAGAAGAACUUGAUAAAGUUCUUAAACGUGUUGAUCAUGCUUUGAAUAAUUAUGAAUAUUCUGUUCAAGCAUCUCUACUUCAACAUGGCAUGACACGUGAUGAGUUGACUAGUAUUGAACAUGUCGCUGAUGUUCAAGAAUUAGAAAAUUUAUUAAAUGAUAGUCUUGCCAAACAACGAUAUAAACAACGUUUAAUGGUUUUUAUUGUUGGACAAACAGAACAAGCAAGUGAAAAAGCUGCACUACUUCAACAAAUUGGACAGUUUUUUGUUGAACAAAAACAAAAUUUUAGCGGUGCUGAAUUUACUGAGUGUGAUGAUUCAGGUGAAACCAUUGAUGAAGUUGAAACAACACUCAAAUCAUUCGAUGUUAAAGAUUGUUAUCUCCAUGUUAAAGCAUUAGGAAAUAGAAUUAAUGAACUUAAUGAAGAAAUUAUUCAAUUUUUAAUACAAAAUACUGGAACAAAACAAACAAAAGUUAUGGUCGAGAGAGGAAAACGGAAAUUAGCUCAAGUGACCAAGGAAGCGAAAGAACAAUUAGCAGACCUUCAAUCAAAACUAGAAAUGGUGAAUACAGAAAUGAUGGGAAAAGAAGAGAAAAUUCAAACAUUAGAAAAAGAUAUUGAAACAGUACGUGUUGAAGUUAAAACAAGCCAAGAAAGUCAAAAAAAAAUACAAGAUGAUUUUAGAAGACGUGAAGCUGAAGUUAAAUUUUACAAACGAAAAAAUAAUGCAUUUGAAGAAGUUGUUAGCCGAUAUAGAAUUCAAUUUGGAGAUAUACCUGGUAUCGGUAUUUUAACAGCUACAACUCAAUCAGAAACAGAAGAUGGUGAUGAUACAUCAAGAAUGAAUUUGGAAACAAUUGAUGAAACUGAAAGUAAACAUGAAAAAGAAAGUAUUUCAAGCCAUGCAGGUAAAGAAUCAGUCCAACCAGGCAUAGGUCCUUCGACUACAACUGAACCAACCACAAAUAAUUUAACAAAACCAUUACCAAUAACAACUACUGGUCCGCAAACGGCAGCAGACAAAGCUGAAAAAGCUAAACGAAAAUCAAUUCGUUCAAAAAAAGAAGCAACAAAUCAAAGUGCUGCCGAAGAUCUAAGUGAAACAUAUCGUCGUAGUCAAGAAUUACUUGAAUCAUUAUUAGCUGAUAAAAGUGACACCGCUCCUGAUCUUAAUUCAUUAUUUAAACCAACACGUGGUAUCGAUUUAAAUAAUGUAACUAUUGACAAUUUACCAACAGCAUUUACCAAUCUACGAAGAUUUGAACAAAAUGCAUUAGCUGAAAAAGCAGAUAAUGCACAUAAAUUACAAUUAAAAGCGCAAAAGACAGCCGAAGAAGCAUUGAGUCAUUUAGAAUUAUUUAUGGUCGAACAAGAAAAAUUGGAUCAACAAGACGUUGCUCGCCAAACCGAUCUUGUUCAUCGCCAUUCCGUUGUUGUUAAUAAUAUGACUGGUGCUAAUAUAACUCCACCAGAUCAUACUGAUCUCAUUGAAAAUACAACGAAUGAUCGUUUAUCACCUAAUCCAAAGCGUGUAUCAUCAUCAAAAAAUCAAUGGCAAAAAUUAUCUGGUAUCGGUAGUGGAUCACCAAAACCAGAAGGAGCUGAUGACACAAAAUCAAUUAUGAAUGAAACAGUACAAACAUUACAACGUUUAUCUAGCUUUCAUAAAUCAUCGCCACCUAAACAAACACAACGAACAGAUUCCAUCGAACAACGACAACAAUCACCUUCAACACCAUUAUUACGUCAUACAACACAAGAGUUAUUACGUAAAAAAUCUUCUCUUGAACAACAUCAACAACCACAGCAAGAUCGUUCAACAUCAUCAUCACGUCGUAUAAGUGCAGCUAUGAAUGAUGAUUUAAUUCCAUUAUCAAAAGUAAUCACACCGCAUCCAUUUGAUCGUACGCCAUCAAUGCCUUCACGUCCAUUAACCCGAUCAAAUUCAAUGAAUCCAGCAAACAAAGAUCAUGAAAAAUUUUCUAGUGGUGAACGAUCUUAUUAUGCAUCUGCUGUACAAUCACGUCGAGUAUCAAUAGGUUUGAAUCGUUCACCUGUACGAGCUGAAGAACUUGAACGAGUGCUUACUGAGCUUGUUAGUGAAGAAAUUGAAGCAUUAGAAGAUUUUCGACGAACAUCAGUUAAAAGUCGUACAUCAUUACGAGAAAAAUAUAUGUCUUUAUUAGAAGAAAAAAAACAUCAACUAGAUGAUCUUAAACAACAAGCUGAUAUUACUUUAUCACGACCAACGACAUCAACAAAAGAAAGAAGACCAUUUGAUUCACUAGAAAAUAGUACAGGUCUUGUCAAACAACAAUCAACAGCUUCUCAAUUGGAUAGUAGUGGUCCUGGUGAACCUACUAGUAAGAAAGAAAAUCGAACAAUUUUAAUAAAACAUGAUCAACAACAACAAACAUCACUUAAUAGUUCUCGACUAUCGUCUGCUCACAAAGAAAAACCAAAUAUCUCUCCACCACAAGUCAUACAUACUGAUCAAUUUAGAGUUCCAUUUUUUCAUUUAUAUGAAACAAUCUACAAAUUUCGUCACUCAAUAAUUAAUUUACUUGAACAAAAUAAAUUUCUCUCACUUGCUGAUCGUCUUGAUAUGAUUAAGCAAUUAUCAACAUCUGAUAACAAUUUAACUAAUGAUUUUGUUGAUAAUUCUGAACGUGUACUUAAAGAUACAGUUAAAGUUUUGCAAACAUGCAUGACCACAUUAAUAUUAACAAACAAUGAAAAUGAAAAUGAAAGUAAACAAAAAGAAUCGUCAUCUGAACAAUCUGCAACAACAAUGCAAACUUCAACAGUUAAUAAUGAUCAAUCAUCAAUUGUUCAACAAAAAGAAUCUAUUAUUGAUGAUUUAAAUAAUAAAUAUCAACAUAUAUCACAAGUACUUGAUCAAACUAAUAAAAAACAUAAUGAUGAAAUUAUACAAAAUGAACGUAUUAUUACUGAUCAACAAAAAUUAAUUCAAAAUCUUCAACGUGAAUUAAUGCGCCUUCAAAAACGUUUAUCGAAAGUGGAAGCUGAUGGCAUUGUUCAGCCAAGUAUUAUGUUUACUCGUCUUGAUGCUGAACGUAAUGAGAAAACACUUAAACAAGCUGUUGAUAAAGGAAAACUAUCCGAAACAACAAUGAAUGAAAUAAGUGGAACGAUGGAAGAUUAUGUUCGUUUACCGACUCAACAAUUUAGCAACAUCGUUAAACGAUAUAUUCAACAUCGAAAAGCAACUGAACUUGAAGAUCGUAUUCAAAGUGAAACAUUUGAUAAUGAAGCAAAAAGUGUUAUGGAAAGAAUGGGAUCCUUUUAUGAACGACGCUCAGGAAAAUUAAGCGAACGCAUAUCAAGUAUUCGUCAACAUCGUACAACAUUAGCACGAACAUUAACAGAAAAAUUCGAUGAUCUUGAACAUGAAAGUAGUAUAUUUUUAAUUCGUCCAGUUUAUUCCUACCAAGGACGAACUGCUGUUCAAUCCUAUAUGGAAAAUGAAAAACGACGACAAGAAUCAUUUUUAAAAGGAAAUGAUAAAAAGAAAAAAUCUCAGCGUAGUCGAUUAUCAGAAUCUACAAGUGAUCAACGAACUAAUAAUAAUAGUCGAGAAAUGAUAACAGCAUUAUCAUCGACAAGUACAUCCGAUGAAGAAGAAAGAUUAUUUAACAUCGAUAAAAGUUUUUCUCUACUAAGACCAACACCAGCUAGUCAACAAUCAUCUCAACAUGCUGAAUUAGCUGGUGGAAAUGUUAAUACAGAUACUAAACCAAAGCAAACACAAUUAGGCGAAAUGCCACGUUUACAAGAAUUUGAUAUUCAACGUACACUAAUGCCAAUGUCUCAUGCUAGUGUACCGUUAGCAUCAGCUAAUACAAAUAAUGGAACUGAUCCAUCUGUACCAUCAGUUAAUUUACGUUCUUAUGUAACAUUAUCACGACCCGGUAUCGGUGGAACUGUUCAAAAUGGAAAAACAAAUGAUACUAUACAUCCCGUUUCAAGAACUGAUUUAUCUACUUUAUCAGUAACAAGUCAAUUAACAAAUCCUCGAACACCAUUCAAUUCAACUGUUGGUGAUUUAAGACGAACAAGUCCUCCUUUACCACCAAUAAAACGAUCAUUGACGACAAGUGGAUCACCAACGAUUGAUGAAAAACGCGGUGAGGAAUUUAUUCCAUCGGUUAGUACUAAUGAAUUUGCUUCAAAUGAUCAUACGACAACAGACGAUAAAAGUGGAGAGAAAUAA